Lingula anatina is the source of this 1097-nucleotide messenger RNA. RefSeq lists its product as uncharacterized. The record is from RefSeq and is a predicted model, not a curated record. Lineage: Eukaryota; Metazoa; Brachiopoda; Lingulata; Lingulida; Lingulidae.
UCAAGUAGUGCAGCGGCUGCUCUCGCAUACAUGUACGGUUGUAAUCAGAAGAAAUAAUAAAAAAACAAAAAAAUGUCAACUAUACUAGCUAUUCAAACUGGAGGCACAAUAGACAAGGACUACCCUAGGACUUUAGGGGGAUAUGCAUUUGAGAUAUGUGAGCCAGCAGUGGAAAGAAUGUUCAACAAAAUACAGACAAACUUCCAAAUUACAUAUCAAACUGUCUGUCGCAAAGAUAGCCAAGACAUAACAGAUGAGGACAGGAGCAACAUAUUUCUUGCCUGCAGAGAAGCACCACAAAGCAAGAUCCUUAUCACCCAUGGCACUGAUACCAUGAUAGAGACUGCAGAAUAUUUGGCUAGGAAGGAAGACUUAAGCCAUAAAGUCAUCGUCAUCACAGGUUCUUUCAAGCCAGAUACUUUCAAAGACUCAGACGCAGAGUUCAAUGUUGGAGUUGCCAUAGGUGCUCUACAGUGUUUAAAUGGACAAGGGGUAUACAUUGCAAUGAAUGGCUGUGUUUACUCAUGGAAGGCAGUGCAGAGAGAUGCUGUCACAGGAAAGUUUGUAUCCAAGGGAGAAAAAAUGAAAUGAAGCUACAAACACAAAUCAACCAAAAACAACCAUCAAUGGAUCAUUUUUAUUUAUUAUGAAGUGUUUAAUCUUUAGUUGAAUUAACUUUGUGUUAAGAAUUCAGGACUAUAUUUUUGCCCACCACAUUCCUUGCAGAAAGGCUUUAAUGACUAAAAUGAGAAAGGAUUGGUGACAUUGUCUUCCAUUAAAACAUCUCGGUGUUCAUUUAACAGUAUUUGUUUCAGACCCGAUUUUGAUAGCUCCAUGGAAGUCUGAAGGUUGCACGCCAUUGGGCCUCAAAAAUUUUCUGUUGUUCUUUGCGCUGACUCUACAUCAGCAUUACUUAUAUGGUUUCUUUCGCACAAGAGAAAGCUACAUAUUAUACAAGUACACGUGGAUCUGUUUACUGUAUUUCAUAGGUUUUAUCAUAUUUCAUAUAAAAGUACUUACCUUAUUUCAUUUUUGAAACUUGUCUUUCAAGUGUGCUCUGUAAAUAUUAUUUGUUUUUUAUAUUCCUCAGCAGAUUA